CCGCGUCCUAGAUUCAGCAAUAAAUGGAGGUCACCAAUCAGGAUAUUAUGAAAGAGAUUUUCUUAUGGCCAAUUAGUGCAUUGCCUAAUGUAAAUUUGUCGGGAGUGGACGCAAGCCAGUCGAUCGUUCCUUGUCUCCGCCAUGCCGAAAUACCACCUGCAUUACUUCAAUGGUCGAGGACGGGCUGAAGUGGCCCGUCUGCUGUUUGUCGCGGCAGGAGUCGAGUUCGAAGACGUCAGGAUCCCUUUCUCACAAGAGGAUCCCGGGUUAAAUACCUGGAAGGAAAAGAAGUCAACUUACCCGUAUAAGCAGGUGCCAGUCCUUUACAUUGACGGGGUUGAGCGACCACUGACGCAGAGUUUUGCUAUUCAUCGUUAUCUCGCAAGAGAAUUCGGUAUGAUCGGCAAGGAUUCCUUUGAGACAGCGCUAGUGGAAGAGGUGAUAGAGCUUACCACCGAAAUCUGGAUGCCAAUGGCAAUAGCCAAGUGGGAGAGAGAUGAGACGAGACGGGCUGAAUUGACCAAACAAUUCAGAGAAAACAAGUGUCCGACUGUUUUAGGCUACUUAGAAGAAGUUCUUCGUCGCAACAACGGGGGAGACGGAUUCUUCGUCGGAGACAGUCUGACUGUUGCCGAUCUUGCGGUAUACAAUACCCUGGAAUCUAUGCUCGUAAAACCAUACCUUGGCACAGAUUGGAAACCCGCCAUGGCCAAGUUCCCCAAACUGGAGGCGCUGUUCCACCGAAUCAGCAAGAUUCCAACCAUAGCAGCUUAUUUCGAGAAGAGGCCAGAUUUUUCAUUUUGAAGACAGAAACAGAAAUAUAAGCAACUGCAAACUCUGUUCCAUCGCGUCUACACCACGGUUCCUAUCACCGUGAUCUUAUCCUAGUAUGCUGGUUGUGACUUUGUCCUCAAAGACCGAUUCAGAUAAAAGACCUCGGUUAUCAAACGUUUUGUCAGUAGACAUCAUCAACGGAAGACAAGUACCCAAAUUUAAUAACAUAUCAUCAGUAAAAAGCAGUCACUAGAUAUCAAUGGAUCGAAAGACAAUAAUAUGCCAUGAAAUGUCGUCAGUAUAUUCCAAUGGACAUGCGUGUGAAUGACACUUCAGUCAGCAGACAUCAAUAAGAGACCAGCGUCUUCAUGCCAUUUCAUCGGCAGACAUCUAUUGAAGACAAGCGUCUGAAUGAAAUUUUAACAGUAGAAAGAAAUGAAGGACAACAAUUUAGCAUACUGCUGUUUAUUCACUGUUCACACUUGAAUAUAAACACACAAUCUGAUAACAUAGUAUAAUAUCAAACGGUUACACAUUCAGACCGACUGGGUGUACCACAUCUCUGCUGAUCAUGGGCAUAUAGACCAGUUAUAUGCCAAAAUUAUUUGGCAUAGAAUUUUCAGAAUAUGGCACACAUUUCAUUGUUACAAGCAAAAACCCACGAUUUUAAAGUUAUGUUCUCUUCUAAUGUGGUGUAUCUAUGAAUAUUGUAUCGGGUGAUAUGAAUAAAGACUAGCAAAUGCUUUUACUCCGGUUUUGUACAGGAAGGCCUAGUGUAAAUGUACAUGGAGAUUUAGAUAAAAGCAUUUGCUAGUCUUUAUUCAUAUCACCAACAUUGGUAGCGUUGCACUGCAGAACAAACAUUCUAACAUUAUUUUACAUUAUUUUACAUUAUUUUACAUUGUUUUACAUGAAACACUGAACAAGACAAUAAAUCCAAUUUGACAACCACACAAUAUGUGAGAUCUUAUCUUCACUAUUUUACAAGGAAGUUAUACAAUAUUCAAAACGGACAAUUUGUAAUUCUUGUGAACAGGUUAUUAUGAGAACAUUGGUUUUGUGAUAGUG
Molecule: messenger RNA, 1842 nt
Organism: Lineus longissimus
Lineage: Eukaryota; Metazoa; Nemertea; Pilidiophora; Heteronemertea; Lineidae
Product: S-crystallin SL11-like
Exons: 6
Coding region: 142-804 (220 amino acids)
Biological process (GO): glutathione metabolic process
Molecular function (GO): glutathione transferase activity
Source: RefSeq, a predicted model, not a curated record